Messenger RNA from Punica granatum (pomegranate), 2055 nucleotides. NCBI's taxonomy places the organism in Eukaryota, Viridiplantae, Streptophyta, Magnoliopsida, Myrtales, Lythraceae. The record is from RefSeq and is a predicted model, not a curated record.
CCCAUAUUACGAAUUAAACUCUCACGUUUUACCUCUUCUUUAUAUAUAUAUAUAUAUAUAUAUAUAUAUUAACACCCCCCCCCAUGAUUUCAGCCUUGUAAGGAGGUGUAAAUAACCAGUCACAGAAAUUGGAUUCUGUCAGUUCGGUUAGUUCGGUUCUCACAUGCUCUACGCUUGAGUCAGUGUGAGCAACCGAUUGGCGCUCAUAGUAAAAUAGCCCCACCGGAGACAUUCAUUUACUUGUAUUAGCUAGCUAGCCUGGUCUCUCACAGUCCUAGCUACAAUUAUCGGGGAAGUAGCACGGCCCGUUUCGUCAUGGCCGAGGAGAAGAAGGUGGCACGGAAUGAGGAAUCUGCAGGGUCCAUUUCAGUUGGUCGAUCCCGGCCCGAAAGACGCGAUGGCAAGAACAAGCUCCCGAACUUCCUCCUCUCGGUCCGGCUCAAGUAUGUGAAGCUGGGCUACCACUACCUCAUCUCAAACGCCAUGUACCUACUGCUCGUGCCGCUUCUCGGGGUAGCCUCGGCCCACCUGUCGACCCUGACCUUGGACGACUUGAUCAACCUGUGGAACAACCUCCGGUUCAACCUCGUGACCGUGGUGCUUUGCUCGGCCCUGAUGGUGUUCCUAGCCACGGUUUACUUCAUGACCCGGCCGAGGACUGUUUACCUCGUGGACUUCUCGUGCUACAAGCCCGAGCCAGCCAGGAAGUGCACGAGGGAGAUGUUCAUGGAGCGGUCCGAGCUCACCGGCACGUUCACCGAGCACAACCUAGGGUUCCAGAGGAAGAUCGUUGAGCGGUCGGGGCUGGGGCAGGACACCUACCUCCCCGAGGCGGUGCUUCGUGUCCCACCUAACCCGUGCAUGGCCGAGGCCAGGAAGGAGGCCGAGGUGGUCAUGUUCGGGGCAAUUGACCAGCUCCUCGCUAAGACCGGAGUCAAGGCCAAGGACAUAGGGAUCUUGGUGGUGAACUGUAGCCUGUUCAACCCGACGCCAUCACUUUCCGCCAUGAUCGUAAAUCACUACAAGCUCAGAGGCAACAUUCUCAGCUACAACCUCGGCGGGAUGGGAUGCAGCGCUGGGCUUAUCUCCAUCGAUCUUGCGAAACAGCUUUUACAGGUUCAACCCAACUCCUAUGCCCUUGUCGUGAGCAUGGAGAACAUCACUCUCAACUGGUACUUUGGAAACGAGCGGUCGAUGCUUGUUUCGAAUUGCCUCUUCAGAAUGGGCGGUGCUGCCAUUCUUCUCUCGAACCGCUCCUCAGAUCGCCGCCACUCCAAGUACCAGCUCAUCCAUACCGUGCGCACCCACAAGGGCGCUGACGACAAAUGCUACAGCUGCGUCUUCCAACAAGAGGAUGAAACCAAAAGGAUUGGUGUCGCCCUUUCAAAGGACCUCAUGGCAGUGGCAGGAGAAGCCCUGAAGACCAAUAUCACGACCUUGGGGCCGCUAGUCCUCCCAAUGUCCGAGCAACUCCUCUUUUUUGCGACGCUAGUUGCAAGGAAAGUCUUCAAGAUGAAGAUAAAGCCUUACAUUCCCGAUUUCAAGCUCGCAUUUGAGCACUUCUGUAUCCAUGCCGGUGGGAGGGCGGUUUUGGAUGAGCUUGAGAAGAACCUCGAGCUCACUGACUGGCACAUGGAACCUUCGAGGAUGACCCUCUAUAGGUUCGGGAACACAUCGAGCAGUUCCCUAUGGUAUGAACUGGCUUAUUCCGAGGCUAAGGGAAGGAUUAUGAAAGGUGACCGGACGUGGCAGAUUGCAUUCGGGUCUGGAUUUAAGUGUAACAGUGCAGUUUGGGAGGCGCUGAGGACCAUCAAUCCGGCCAAGGAGAAGAACCCUUGGAUGGAUGAGAUCGAUGGGUUCCCAGUUCCAGUGCCAAAUGUUGCAUCCAUCAAUGGUUCUAAAUGAUCAUCAUUCAUAUAAUUUAUCUGAUUCAACAUAUUGAAUAAUUAAAUUAAUUAGGUGUGUGAAGAAAUUGAGUCCCACAUUAUCAUUCUUUUGGUUUGCAGUGUUAAUUUUGAUUUUAGUAAAAAUAUGAAUUACGCAUUACCAUUGUCA